Parnassius apollo (apollo) is the source of this 930-nucleotide messenger RNA. Lineage: Eukaryota; Metazoa; Arthropoda; Insecta; Lepidoptera; Papilionidae. The record is from the annotation of a GenBank genome assembly.
AUGUCAAAAGCCACUUUUAAUAAGAUAUUUAGUCAAGUCUGGCCCAAAUGCAUGACGCAUAGCAACAUUGUGAAUGGAUUUGCGGCAACAGGAUUAUUCCCGUUUAAUCCUGAAGCUAUACCGGAGGAAGCAUAUGCCCCAUCAGUUUUGUCUGAAAUUGCAUGGCCACAAACUAGCGUGGAGCCCAUACAAAGUCCUUUAUCUGACGUCAUAUUGAACGAUGACACUGAUGACGAGCUACCGAUAUGUGCUUGGCUCCUGCAGAACUCUACAUCUGAUGUAUUAAAGAUAGAUGAAUACCUUGAUCUUAAUAAACCGACCGAAACCGAUUUGGUACCAAUCGUACCUUCAACAACUGAAAACUCUUCAAUAGUUAAAUGCCGUCUCGUUGACUAUAGCUCAUCUCCCGAUGUUUCUGACUUCGAAAUGGUAGAACAUCCUCAUAGGCCAGCAACACAGGUGGAAGAACACUGUGCUUCACCUUCUUUGAUUUCAGAAAAUGACGUUUUUUUGGUAAGUGCCAAUGACGAACCACUUCUAAGCAAUAAGGACACUUACAAAAUAGAUUUGGGAGUUCCAAGUUGUUUUGGAUUACAUAAACCUAUUCGUCCAAGCUCUAGUUCUAACUCCACAGUUUCUGAUUUAGAUGCUUUAGUUUAUACGUCUCUCUUUAAAAAAUGCACUGCUGAAGACAUAUAUAGUUACUCGUCAGCCGAAGAUGAUGAAAAUACUGACUAUUUUAUCCCUAAAGGGCAAAUCACUAAGAAACUUAUUAUUAGUUCCUCACAUGAAAUGUACAAAACAAAUAAUGAGAACUUUAGUGCCUCAGAUGGAGAUUAUAAUAUUAAUUUAAACAAACAAAGUGAUAAGACACCAUUCCCAAUUUUUUUGCCAACUCCCAAUUAUGCACAAGUUAAAACAAAAAGAUAG